AGCCACUGCAACAGUUAUCAUCGGAGCAGGAGGAGCGGAGUGGUGGUUGUCCGCUUGUCAAGAACCGUGACGGUCCACGGUGGAACGCCGCUCCGCGCUGUGAGUUCAACAGAAAACCGCGACGGAAGGUGAGAAGAGGAAUGAAUAUCGGUGGGAAACUGCGGUGAGUCGUGUCGAAGGAGGAGAAAGUGGCCGCGGUGCCAGCAGGGCAGCGAGCCGCCGUCGGUGAGCGAGCGAGCGAGAGAGAGAGAGAGAGCGGGAUCAUCAGCAGCGGGACCCGGGGCGGAAGGCUCGCUCCGGAAUACGCCUCAAGAUGGACCUGAAGCUGCUGCUGAUAUCAACACUGUUGGGAGUCUACUGCUACGCUCAGAAAGAGGGCAAUGAGUGCAUCAACGCCAACGCCAAAUACUGCGGGGAGUGCAUCCAGGCCGGAGCCAAGUGCGGCUGGUGUACAGACCCGGACUUCCUGGAACGAGGGGAGACUGUGUCCACCAGAUGUGACGAACUGCAGUCCCUGAAGAACCGAGGCUGCAAUGAGAACAUGAUCGAGAACCCACGGGGAGAACGCAAGACACUCAAGGACAAAAAGGUGACCAACCGCCAAAAGGGAGCCGAGAAACUGAAACCAGAAGAGAUCACUCAGAUCCAACCUCAGAAAAUCAGCCUCAAACUGCGAUCUGGCGAGCCCCAGUCUUUCAACCUCACGUUCAAACGGGCAGAAGACUACCCCAUCGACCUUUACUAUUUGAUGGACCUCUCAUACUCCAUGAAGGACGACCUGGAGAACGUGAAGAACCUGGGCACUAGUUUAAUGCUGGAGAUGGAGAAGAUCACAUCUGACUUUCGGAUAGGUUUUGGUUCUUUUGUGGAGAAAACCGUGAUGCCCUACAUCAGCACGACCCCAGCUAAGCUGUUGAACCCUUGCACGGGCGAUCAGAACUGCACCAGCCCCUUCAGCUACAAGAACGUCCUGAAACUUACCAGUGACGGUAAAAAGUUCAACACGCUGGUGGGCCAGCAGCACAUCUCUGGAAACCUGGAUUCCCCUGAGGGAGGGUUCGACGCCAUCAUGCAAGUGGCUGUGUGUGGGGAGCAAAUCGGAUGGAGGAAUGUGACUCGUCUGCUGGUUUUCUCCACCGACGCCGGCUUCCACUUUGCAGGCGAUGGCAAACUUGGAGGCAUCGUGCUGCCCAACGAUGGCAAGUGUCACCUGGAGAACAACAUGUACACCAUGAGCCACUAUUAUGACUACCCUUCUAUUGCUCACCUGGUUCAGAAGCUGAGUGACAACAACAUUCAGACCAUAUUUGCGGUGACAGAGGAGUUCCAGCCAGUUUACCAGGAGCUGAAAAAUCUGAUACCAAAGUCAGCGGUCGGCACGCUCUCCGCCAACUCCAGCAACGUGAUCAACCUCAUUAUUGACGCUUACAACUCUCUCUCUUCUGAGGUGAUUUUGGAGAACAGCAAGCUUCCAGAGGGAGUGACCAUCUCAUAUACUUCCCGCUGUAAGAACGGAUUGGUGAGCGAAGGAGAAAAUGGACGGAAGUGCUCCAAUAUCUCUAUUGGGGAUAAGGUAACGUUUUCCAUCAGUGUGACGUCUCAGGGCUGCCCAAAACAAGGCAAGCCUGAGACGAUAACAAUCAAGCCGCUCGGAUUCACCGAAGAGGUGGAGAUCACCCUGAACUUCAUCUGUGAGUGUGAGUGUCACAAGGACGGCGUGAAGGACAGCGAGGUCUGCUUCUUUGGUAAUGGGACCUUCGAAUGUGGCGCCUGCAAGUGUAAUGAAGGGCGAGUGGGCCAGUUAUGUGAGUGCAGCAGUAAUGACGUCGCCACUGAGGAUAUGGACCGAACCUGCCGCAAAGACAACGGUACCGACGUCUGCAGCAACAAUGGAGAGUGUGUGUGUGGCAACUGUGAAUGUAAAGUGAGGGAUAACCCGGAGGAGAGGUACAGCGGUCAGUACUGCGAGUGCGACAACUUCAACUGUGACCGCUCUGGAAACAAACUGUGCGGAGGUCACGGCCGCUGCGACUGCAGGGUGUGUGUCUGCGACGAGAACUGGACCGGAAGUGCCUGUGACUGCUCUUUGGACGUCAGCACGUGUAUGGCCAGCAACCAGGCCAUUUGUAACGGCAGAGGAGUCUGCGAAUGUGGCACUUGUAAGUGCACUGACCCCAAGUUUCAAGGCCCGACCUGCGAAACAUGCCCCACCUGUCCUGGAGUGUGUUCUGAACUCAAAAACUGUGUCAUCUGCCGGGCGUUCGGGACCGGGAUGACUAAGGAGAAGUGUGAGGAAGAGUGCAGCCACUUCAAACUGAUCAAGGUGAAGGACCGGGAAAAGCUGCCCCAACCCAACGACGACGUCUACCCUGUGAUGCACUGCAAGGAGCGCGACGCCAAUGACUGCUGGGUCUACUACACCUACGCCGUGAAGAACAACACAGAGAAGGUGGUCCACGUGGUGGAAAACCUGGACUGCCCCUCUGGGCCUGACAUCAUCCCCAUCGUGGCGGGCGUCGUCGCCGGGAUCGUCCUGAUCGGCCUCGCUCUGCUGCUCAUCUGGAAGCUGCUGAUGAUUAUCCAUGACAGACGGGAGUUCGCCAAGUUUGAGAAGGAGAAGAUGAACGCAAAGUGGGACACGGGCGAAAACCCCAUCUACAAAAGUGCCGUCACAACUGUGGUCAACCCCAAAUACGAAGGCAAAUGAUGAACUCUCCCAUCCAGCAUGGAACGACUGCAGUAUUCUCCUUCAGUUUGGGCUCUGAGGGACAUUUAUUUUAUCGAUUCUUCAUGUCGCUUCAACAUUAUAACACACACGGCAUCUGUAUUUUUACUAACACGUUUAUAUGCUUUUCGUGGUAUUUUAGAUGUACAGUAUGUGAAUAUAUAUUUUUGCUGGAGUCAUUGCUGCCAAAGGACUUGAGGCGGAUGAUUUUUUUUUUUUAUCAACCCAAUGUGCGUAAAAGUAAUGUCGGCCUUCUCUCUCCUGGCAUCCGUGUGUGCACUGACGUCCCCGUGUGUGUUUCUGUGUCCAGGCAGGACCUGAGGAGUUUAAUAUGUAUAUCGUCAGAGUGGGUAGUUCGACUUAUACAGGUGUGUAUAUAGUGAAACCACAGAAAGAUUUAAGAGUCGGUUGAGACAAGAAGGGUUUAAUCAUAUUGCUGUCAACUAUUCAUGACUGUUUUUUCUUAGGGUACUUGUUCUAAACGCAAACGCAAAACCUACUCGUAUUCAUGUAGCAACCAGUGUUGAAAUGACUCACAUGAAAUCAUCGUACAUAUAAUGUAUUGUGAUGAAUAUGUAAUCUUAUUAAGAGAUUAGACAAAUCAUAAAUAGUUUUAUGAGAACAAUGAAAUAUUAUCAUGUCAUCAACAUGUGUUUACUACAAAAUUCAACAUGACAGAUACUGUAAAGAACAUUCUUUGAAUCACCUCAGAGCCACUGGAAAGAUUCUAAAACAUACUAGCAUAACAUGUUAAACAUCAAUAGUCACUCUUGUGUUGAUAAAAUCUUCCUUUAAGUUACACAGAGUACAGACAGGAAAUGUGUGGGUAAUUUGCCAUUAAUCCUGAGUUAACUCACAUCCAAUGCGAUUCAUCGCAAUGAAAAUUUUUAAUCUAUUGCCAGCCCUAGAAGUCAUCAAACUUCAGUUUAUUCUAUGUUUUUGUUUUUAUAUUCAGUCAGAUUACAGAUUUUUGAAUAGCCUGUGUUGUUUAUUCUUACAUAGUAAUGAUGAUCUUCUGAUGUCAAAACAUAAGAGACAUCUGGCUACACAUAAUAAUACCAUACUCUCAAAAAGCAGAUGCAUGUUGAUGAAUAACUAGCCCAUGAAUGUUUGUGUGCUGUUGCUACUGUUAGCAAUAACUUGAGGAUGCUAAUGACGCCGCUAAUUUAUGACACAAAUAUUUACACACGUGUUAUGUGUGAGUUAUGUAGGGAACUUUAAACAGUAUUUUAACUGGUGAAGAGCAAUAUCUGUAUUGCUCAGUGGAAACGAAGUGUAUUUUACAAAAAGAAUCCUUCACAGAAUUUAAAACAAGCGAUGUCCUGUUCACUCUGUGACGCACCGGUGUGGGUAACUUAUUUGUUACAAGUAUAUAGAUCAAAGUAAAAUUGUUUUGUGACGUCAUGGUGCAGUGUGACCAGUUUCUUCUUGGUCACAACAUGCACACCUAUCAAGCGUUCUGUAUUUUGAAGGUUUUAGGAAGCGAUUUAAAUGUCAGCUCAGAUUGUGUGAUCGCAAAGGCACAGUGUUCCACUUGUCACAGAUGGUUAAUUGUUGAGUUAUUUUCAUCGCUAAGCGGACAUGAUGUACUGACUAACUAUAAUGACUUUAUUACUCUCAGGUCCUCUCCUGUGUUUUUGUCUCUGGCAUCGAGUAUGUGUCUUUCUGUCGGCUUCUGUAGCUUCCACUCUUCAUUGCAAGUCCUGCGUCACAUACACACCCACUCAUGCUCCAUGUUGCCAAGUGCCUUGUCUUUCAUGCCCCUUCCCCCGACCACCCUGCUGUUAUUUAUUAAAUAAAGUACAAAAUGUGUUUCUGA
This is a messenger RNA of Synchiropus splendidus (mandarinfish), 4544 nucleotides long. It is a transcript of the gene itgb1a, whose product is annotated as integrin, beta 1a. The transcript has 16 exons. The record is from RefSeq and is a predicted model, not a curated record. Gene Ontology annotation, cellular component: focal adhesion; cell surface; integrin complex. Gene Ontology annotation, molecular function: integrin binding; C-X3-C chemokine binding; fibronectin binding. Lineage: Eukaryota; Metazoa; Chordata; Actinopteri; Syngnathiformes; Callionymidae. The coding region runs from base 314 to 2707 and encodes 797 amino acids. Gene Ontology annotation, biological process: cell adhesion mediated by integrin; integrin-mediated signaling pathway; cell migration.